Aspergillus thermomutatus is the source of this 1350-nucleotide messenger RNA. Its product is annotated as cytochrome P450. Gene Ontology annotation, molecular function: heme binding; iron ion binding; monooxygenase activity. The transcript is spliced from 3 exons. The coding region runs from base 1 to 1350 and encodes 449 amino acids. NCBI's taxonomy places the organism in Eukaryota, Fungi, Ascomycota, Eurotiomycetes, Eurotiales, Aspergillaceae. The record is from RefSeq and is a predicted model, not a curated record.
AUGGAGAAUCGUAGCCGAAUUCAUCUCCAUCGUCGCCUCGGUCCAGUCGUUCGGAUUGGACCCCGUGAUGUGAGUGUGAAUUGCAUCGAUGACGGGGUUCGCACAAUAUACAGCAGCAAGUUCGACAAAGAUGCGUCCUUCUACCAUGAAUUGUUCGACCAGACCGGUUUUAUGGUCACUAUGACAGGUAACGACGAGCACAGAAAGCGUAAACGUAUGCUUUCCCACCCUUAUUCCAAUUCGUACAUUCUCAACUCUCAGACCCUCGACAGUGUCCUCUCUCGCGUAUCGCGUCGCCUUAGAGAAGUAAUAGCAGGGUGGGCAAGCACUGGUGCCUCUGUCGAUGUCUACCAGCAGGCUAAAUGCUGCACCCUUGACGUUGCCUCCGGCUGGCUCUUUGGUAGCGAGAACGCGACUGAUACUCUACGAGACCCGGGCUUUGAGAAUGACCUCACAACGUUGGCCUCAGCUGCUUCAAAAAUACUUUCCGUGCGAACCAGCCUCGACUGGCCGAUUACCUAUUUUGCAAGCUUGAUUGGCAACGGGCUGCCCGAUCCCGACGUCAGGGGUCGAUGGGAAGCGUGGCUCACACGAGUAAUCACAGAUUCCUACAGGAGGCACCCCACCAAGCCUUCUUCCACCGCGAGCCUGUACGACCAUUUUUACGAUUCUUUCAAAGCCGCCAAUCCCGACAUGCCGCGUAACGAAGUGGCUUCUUUCAUCGCUGUGGAGUGCGACGACCAUCUUUCGGCAAGCCACCUCGGCCUGGGAACUUUAUUGUCAUAUACCAUGUACGAGCUAUCACGAGAUCCGGACUGCCAGCGGGCGCUCCGGAAAGAGCUCCUCACUCUGGCCGAACCUAGCGAUCGAAGCUUGGCCCAUCGCCUUGCAAAUUUACCGGUGCUGGACGCCGUCGUUACCGAGACCAUGCGAACCCGUGCACCCUGUCCUGGGCCCUUUCCUCGUGUCGUGCCGGACUCUGGCUGCCGACUCGCGGGGAAGUUCGAUGUCCCCGGCGGCACCGUCGUCAGCUCCUCCGCCUGGGCCCUCCACUUUAAUCCCGUCCCCUUUCCGUCUCCGGAAGAAUGGCGACCGGGGAGGUGGCUUGAAGCAGACGAGAACACGGUCGCGGAGAUGCGGAAGUGGAUUUGGACAUUUGGAAGCGGCGCGCGGGUGUGCAUUGGCACUCAUUACUCCAUGCGUGUCAUGAAAGAGCUUCUUGCCACCGUCUAUACGGAUUACGAGACUUCCCUGGAUGAUGGAUUUACAGGAAAUGUGGAACAGGAGGAUGCCUUCUCGGCGGGGCCUCUUGCGGGUUGUCUGAAGCUGAAAUUUUGUCGGCUCACAUAG